Molecule: messenger RNA, 1386 nt
Organism: Vespula pensylvanica (western yellowjacket)
Lineage: Eukaryota; Metazoa; Arthropoda; Insecta; Hymenoptera; Vespidae
Gene: Usp12-46
Product: ubiquitin carboxyl-terminal hydrolase 46
Exons: 8
Coding region: 141-1202 (353 amino acids)
Biological process (GO): protein deubiquitination
Cellular component (GO): cytosol; nucleus
Molecular function (GO): cysteine-type deubiquitinase activity; cysteine-type endopeptidase activity
Source: RefSeq, a predicted model, not a curated record
CGAUUGUGAUAACUUUAUUGACUUACUUUAGUCGAGGAUUUUAGGUAAUGAAUCAUUAGGUCACAUUAAGAUGGAGUUUAUAUCGUUGAUGAAUUUUAUGUUAAACAUUCGAUAUACAGUUGGGGCUAUAAAAUCAUAAAAUGGGUGCAAACAUAUCACAAUUAGAAAGAGAUAUCGGCUCUGAUCAAUUUCCACCAAACGAACAUUAUUUUGGUUUAGUCAAUUUUGGUAAUACUUGUUACAGUAAUUCAGUAUUGCAAGCUCUAUAUUUCUGCAGGCCAUUUAGAGAAAAAGUAUUAGAAUACAAAGCUAGAAACAAGAGAACUAAGGAAACUUUAUUGACAUGUUUAGCUGAUCUAUUUCAUAAUAUUGCUACACAAAAGAAAAAAGUUGGUUCCAUUGCCCCUAAAAAGUUCAUUGCUAGGUUAAGAAAAGAAAAAGAGGAGUUUGAUAAUUAUAUGCAACAAGAUGCACACGAAUUUUUAAACUUUCUUAUUAAUCAUAUAAAUGAAAUUAUUCUGGCAGAAAGAAGUCAAACCAAGCAAACAGGUGGGAAAGGUGCAGGUGAUGCUGGGUCCCCACCAGAACCAACAUGGGUCCAUGAAAUAUUUCAAGGAAUAUUGACUUCGGAAACGCGCUGCCUUAAUUGUGAGACUGUUUCUAGCAAAGAUGAGGAUUUUUUUGAUCUGCAAGUUGACGUAGACCAAAACACCUCGAUAACAUACUGCCUGCGUUGCUUCUCUAAUACUGAAACUCUUUGUAGCGAUAAUAAAUUUAAAUGUGAUCAUUGUAGUAGCUAUCAGGAAGCUCAGAAACGAAUGAGAGUUAAGAAACUUCCAAUGAUCUUAGCAUUACAUUUGAAAAGAUUUAAAUACGUGGAACAAUAUAAUCGACACAUCAAAGUAUCUCACAGGGUAGUUUUCCCAUUGGAAUUGCGGCUUUUUAAUACUAGCGAUGAUGCUGUCAACCCUGAUCGCUUGUAUGAUUUAGUUGCAGUUGUGAUACAUUGCGGAAGUGGUCCUAACAGAGGUCACUAUAUUUCUAUAGUAAAGAGUCAUGGAUUUUGGUUGCUUUUUGACGAUGACAUGGUUGAUAAAAUUGAUGCAUCAACAAUAGAGGAUUUCUAUGGGCUCACUUCAGAUAUACAGAAGAGUUCAGAAACUGGAUAUAUUUUGUUUUAUCAAUCAAGAGAUUGUAGUUAAAAAUCACUCGACAUAACAAAAGAAUUUAAGUUAUGUUAAGGAUAGUCAUUAUCAUUUCAAAUUAAUGUAAUUCUCUAAAUUAAUAUCUACACAUUUUUACUGUACAGUUGACAGAUUUUAUUUCUAAAAAUUAAUAUGUAUAUGAAUCUUUUUUCUUUUUUAUUAAAAAGAUGUCAAUGCUGAA